Molecule: messenger RNA, 1844 nt
Organism: Theobroma umbraticum
Lineage: Eukaryota; Viridiplantae; Streptophyta; Magnoliopsida; Malvales; Malvaceae
Product: exocyst complex component EXO70A1-like
Biological process (GO): exocytosis
Cellular component (GO): exocyst
Molecular function (GO): phosphatidylinositol-4,5-bisphosphate binding
Source: RefSeq, a predicted model, not a curated record
CUCGACGAGAGACAGCGAAACCGAAAAAAGGCAACAAUGCAACUCCCACUCAAAUCAAAUUGAAGCUUACGUCUCAAAUCACGCCACACCAAGAAGCGUUUCUCGCUGGCCAUCGUGAGAGGAAAAAAAUGGGCGUGCCGCAGGCAAUGGAGGCAUUACGGGAAAGAGCAGCGCUCGUCAGAGACUCGUUGCAGAAGAGUCAAACCAUAACCGAAAGCAUGGUCUCCAUUCUGGGUUCCUUCGAUCACCGACUCUCCGCUCUCGAGACCGCCAUGCGUCCUACUCAGAUACGAACGCAUUCGAUCAGGAGAGCGCAUGAGAAUAUUGAUAAGACGUUGAAAGCAGCUGAAAUUAUUUUGGAGCAAUUUGAUCUCAUGCGCAAGGCAGAAGCAAAGAUUCUGAGAGGGCCACAUGAAGACCUUGAGAGCUAUCUAGAAGCAAUUGAUCAGCUGAGAAGCAUUGUUCAGUUUUUCAGCAACAACAAAAGUUAUAAGAGUAGUGAUGGUAUACUUAACCACGCCAAUAACUUACUCGCAAAAGCUAUUUCGAAAUUAGAAGAUGAGUUCAGAUCGUUAUUAACAAAUUACAGUAAGCCGGUGGAACCUGAUCGCCUUUUCGAUGGCCUACCAAAUUCCCUACGACCAUCAGCAACAUCACCUGGCAAGCAAGGUGAACUUGGCAGCAAGAAUCAUUCUGAGAACCAAAAGAACUUAGAAAAUGCUGUUUACACGCCUCCGACUCUUAUUCCGCCCAGGGUUCUACCUUUGCUGCAUGAUUUAGCCCAACAAAUGGUUCAAGGUGGCCACCAGCAACAGCUGUUCAGGAUCUACAGGGAUACUCGUGCUUCAGUCUUGGAACAGAGCCUCAGGAAAUUAGGUGUAGAGAGACUUAGUAAAGAUGAUGUCCAGAAAAUGCAGUGGGAGGUUUUGGAGGCUAAGAUCGGGAAUUGGAUACAUUACAUGCGUAUUGCUGUUAAACUGCUCUUCGCUGGGGAAAAGAAAAUCUGUGAUCAAAUACUUGAUGGCAUUGAUUCUCUUAGGGAUCAAUGUUUUGCUGAAGUCACUGCAAACAGUGUAGCCGUACUUCUUAGCUUUGGAGAGGCUAUUGCCAAAAGCAAGAGAUCACCUGAGAAGUUAUUUGUUCUUUUGGAUAUGUAUGAGAUAAUGAGAGAACUACAGUCAGAGAUUGAGUAUUUGUUUGGGAGUAAAUCUUGCAUUGAAAUGCGGGAAUCUGCUCAGAGUUUGACAAAGCGGCUAGCUCAGACAGCACAAGAAACCUUUGGUGAUUUUGAGGAAGCAGUUGAGAAAGAUGCCACCAAAACUGCUGUUCUUGACGGAACUGUCCAUCCUCUGACUAGCUAUGUGAUAAAUUAUGUGAAGUUUCUAUUUGACUACCAAUCAACACUGAAGCAACUUUUUCAAGAGUUUGAUGAUGGUGAUGCUGAUGCUCAAUUGACUAAUGUAACUACAAGGAUUAUGCAAGCUCUACAGACUAACCUUGAUGGGAAAUCCAAGCAAUAUAAGGACCCUGCACUUACACAACUAUUUCUUAUGAACAAUAUUCACUACGUUGUGAGAUCAGUGCGAAGGUCAGAAGCCAAGGAUUUGUUGGGAGAUGAUUGGGUUCAAAUUCACCGACGGAUUGUUCAGCAGCAUGCAAAUCAGUAUAAGAGGAUUUCUUGGGCAAAGGUUCUAUUUCCUGACUUACUGUGCAGUAUAUUGGGCUGGGAUUAUGAGUUGAAGCCUGAUUGUCCCAGGGUUGACGUUGAGCUUGUGGCUGGUACAGGAAAUGGCGGGGUGACCUUUGAUCCUCCUAAGACCUGCUUAUUCCCGUUAAGAAAUUGA